CGAAAUCGACAUCGACCGGCCCGUGUGAGUGACAUGGCGUUACUUUAGCGCAAUUUAAUUCAGAGUUCUUUUGUAUAAAUCCCAAAGAAGUACGCUGUUUUUGUAUCAACCAUAACCAUUAUAUGAAUGCAUCAUGAGUACAUUGGAUAUAAAUAAAAUUGAGGCCGAGGAAGAAAAUAAGACGCCCGAUAAGAAACAAAUCGAGGCGGAAGAAAAGGAGGUGAUGUUGAAGAAUGAUAGCGAGAACAAUGAAAUGAAUGCUGAAGUGAAGGCAGAGGGCGAGGGGCUGGUGAAGGCGGCGCUGUCACAGGAGGUCAUUGAGCAGGGCAGGGAAGUGAAACCCAAGUUUAUUCCCAUUGGUGCCAUUAAAAUGCCUGGGUUUUUCACCAGAAACUCUGACAAACCUAAGGAUGAUGAAGUCAUUGAGAAGGAUGCAGAGAAUGAAAAGACUGAGGAGAGCAAGCCCAAACGCAACCACUUCCAGUUUCUGCACACAUGCCCCUUCACCAAGUUCCUGCACCACCCCACUCAGAAUGAUAAAGAUGGUACCAUUGUAGAAGAAAAAAAAGGUAUUCGCUUACCAAAAAUUAAUGUGGAUUAUCAAAAAUACUUCCAAAAGAGGUCUAACAAAGACCCUGAGGCAACCCUUGCUUCCAUGGAGACAUUGGAAGACAAGCUAGACACACCCAAUGAUGGAAUGGAAAAUGUUAAAUUAGAUCCAGAAGAAGCUGUUGAUGGCAAAGUGGCCACGAAACUGCCUUUCAAAGAAAGAAUUCGACAGAGGAAGUUUAUAAUUGACGACCUGAUCGUGGGCGCGGUGGUGGUGCUGGUGCUGCUGGCCGUGGUGGUGGGCGUCAUCGUGGGCGCCAGCGCAGGGCCGCCCGCGCAGCGCCCGCUGCGGCUCGGCCGCUACAUGACCACGCUCUCCUCCUGCGGGCCCCUGGAGGGUAUCUUGGAUGAAGGCGUGUACAAGUUCUACAGCAUUCCGUACGCCGUGCCACCUAUCGGAGACUUGAGGUUCACGUAUGCUCAAUCACUUAACAAUAUAUCGCUGUGCUGGAAUGGCACUCUUCAAACCCACAAGCCUGGGCCGCUCUGCAUGCAGUUUAAAGAAAACGAACGAACUAUUAUAGGCGAAGAAGACUGCUUAACGCUGGAUGUGGUCACUCCUCAAGUCAGGUACGAUUCUCCCCUGCCGGUGGUCGUUCUGAUAGGAGCCGACACCCUCGCCGGCGGCAUCAGUCCCGCUCAACCGUCCGCUCUGUACGCGCGCACCAAGGAGGUGGUUUUCGUGCGACCCAAUUUCAGACUCGGACCCUUCGGGUUUUUGGCUCUCGACAUUCUCUCCAAAACCAAAUAUCCGGAGACCUCGGGCAACUACGGCCUGAGCGAUCUGCUAGUCGCGUUACGGUGGGUGAAGUCGAAUAUUCAUCACUUCGGCGGCGACCCCGACUCCGUCACGCUGCUCGGGCACCGCGCCGGCGCCACGCUCGCCGCCGCGCUCACCACCGUGCCCAAAGCUCAGAAGUUGUACUCUAGAGCUUUCCUCUCGUCCGGCUCCGUUAUAUUCCCCGGCAAACCCCUGAAAGAUUCGUACCCACUAAAUGAGGAAUUCAAACAGAACAGCAAAUGCAACGACGCCGCCUGUUUACGCCGCAUGAAGCCGGAGGCGGUGAUGACGGCCGUGCCGGCCACGUGGCUCGGGUCCGACGUCGGCUCUCUUCCGAAGACGAACGAGAUGAAACACUCCUGGCUGGUCCUGGACGGCGCGUACGUGACGCGCCACGCCUUCGAGGCCUGGGACCUCCAGAAGGAGUCGAAAGAGACCGGCAAGGAGCGAGCGUUCAAGCCGAUGGUGUUCGGAACGACCGCGCACUCGGGCCACUCGGACCUCCUGCGCAUGAAACACCUGAACUGGACCGCCGAGCACGUGGAGAGCGUCGUCAACGACAGCGUGAUCGGCGACAAGAAGCUGACCGGCGCGGUGUUCGCGCACUCGACCAGGACGUACCGGGGGCUGGUGGAGCUGGUGUCGGCGGUGCGCACGCUGUGCCCGCUGGUGAGCCUGGCGCGGCUGCGGCUGGGCGCGGCGCUGUACGUGGUGGCGGGCUCGGGCGCCGGCGCGGCGGGCGCGGGGCUGGCGGGCGUGGACGCCGACCUGGAGGCCAUCCUGGGCACCUUCGACUCGGAGGUGGUGGAGCAGCGCCGCUUCAUGGCCGCCAUGCAGCAGCUGUUCUACUACUUCGUGUGGAACGGCCGCCUGCCCGCGCCCGAGACCGGCCUCAUGGAGGUCGGCCAGGACGUGCUGCCGCUGCACGGGCUGCCGCUCUGCGACCUGCUCAUCCGGGAGGAUAUAGUGCCGAGGUAUGCUCACGUCGAUUAGUCCCUAGUCUCGCGUGGAUCGGGGCUUCACAAUCCUUUGGUAAAAAUAACUUCGUAGGUUCUCAGUCGUCGUCGUCAAAAGGGUUGGGAGACCCUGCUCAAUUAUUAUCCUUGUUUGUUGCGUUGUCUUAGCUAGAAAUCACAGCCAGGUGUUGCUUUAAAAAUCAUAUUUUAAUUUAAUACACGCAUGAAAAUAAGCACCUAUCUUAAAAUGUUGAUAUG
Messenger RNA from Cydia amplana, 2604 nucleotides. RefSeq names its product neurotactin (gene Nrt). The record is from RefSeq and is a predicted model, not a curated record. The coding region runs from base 134 to 2383 and encodes 749 amino acids. Lineage: Eukaryota; Metazoa; Arthropoda; Insecta; Lepidoptera; Tortricidae. The transcript is spliced from 7 exons.